GUAUUUUUGUCUUGAUGUGAGUGAUGUGACGUGACGAGUCUCAUGAAUUAUGAUAUCAUGGGGAUGGAAUAUUCAGAUUGAUCAAGACCAUUGACCAAGUGACCAGCAUAGCUUCUGAUCUUCGGCUCUCCUCAUCUUGAAAUAGGUCUCCCCAAGCGGCUCAAGGCCCAAAUGAUUCAAAUCCUCAUUCUCUUCAUCCAAUUUGACGAACCCACUUCUACCCGAGUCCCUAAACACACCGGCGAUUUUUAAUGAGUUCGGGUCAACUGGCGUCCCCUCCGGCCCCCAACGCCCCCCGCGAAGUCGUGUAAUCUAUUCCUGAAAGAUGAACGAUUGAAUAUCAACCGCUUGGGAUUUUUUCUCCCCUUUCCCCAUCUAUUUGAUGUCAAACUCCAACUGGAUUCCGGAAGUUUGGACUCUUCGAUGAGUUCCGAGGGAACACACCACCAUUGUCUUCAUGCCAUGCUGCAAUCCCACCAUCACGAAUCCUCCAACGUGGGUUUGCCAUCGAUCACGCUCCUCGUCGGUGGUCGUCAUCCGGAACUGCAUCGUCAUUCUUUUUGGAUUUCUGGCUGUGCCACGUCCGGCUUCGCGUCGCUGGCUUCUGCCGCUUCGCCCACAUCCCGUUCAUUGGGUUCCCUCGGUUGACCAGGGACGUCCCUGUCACAGACCGGAUCUCCAGGACUUUGCACACCCCCAGCGGUUGGAACAACGUCAUUCUCCUCCCAACCCCGACUUCUCCCACAUCCCCCUCUUCUCACGCCUCUCUAGCCCACGACUAAGAUGGAGCCCCGUAGAUCCUUUGUCGCAGAGAACCAAGAAGAGCAGAUAUGACGCCCAUCUCUGUCGCUGGUCCGUCCGAGGAUAUGCAAGCUUGACAACCGCCACCGAUAUUACCGGCCGAGGGACUGGUUGCGAAGUCGAGGAGGUAGAUGUCCCUGGAGCAUCCAGUGGUUCAAUUCCUAUUCAAAUUUACCAUCCUAGGUCGUUAUCAGGCCUGGGCGCACCAUAUCGAAGAGCCAUCCUUUACUUCCCUGCAUUGCCUUACGAUGUUUUAUCGGUCCCUGGACUCACCAACGAUAUCGACGCUCGAGAUGCUGCUCUUCUUUGCGAGCAAACUGGGAUUCCAGUCAUCCAGAUCAAAUACCGCCUGAAUUCGGUAGAUCGCUAUCCGAGGCCAAUUCAUGAUGUGUUUGCAGCGUUUGAUUGGGUCUCCCAAAAUCUAGAACAAUUAAGUAAGAGAAGUCAUCUUAGGUCGGAUGAAGAUAGUGAUGAGUUCUCGAAUGGAGACAGGAAAUGGAGAAACUCAUCCCUCCGACUUGCGACUUACGGAAGACUCGUUGGAGCGCAGCUGGCUACGACCCUUGGCUUAAUCGAGUGUCGAAUGACAAGCGGUACGCCUAGCAUUGUCGCAACCGCCGUGGAUGACGCUGUUGUCGAUUGGACCUUUCCGCAAUCCGACAUUUCCUACUUUGCCAAUGACUCGAGCAUACCAGCCGGGGCAAAUUCAGGGUUCGAUAUCACUGACGAUGACCUAAACCGCCAGUGGGAUGAGUUGCUCUCACUUGAGUCUGGUUCUUUAGUCGACGAGGUGGGCGGUGCCGUCAUACAGGAGCCCCAGGUAACGAGAAAAAGAAGAAAGAAGCGGAAACUUCCAUCCUGGGAGAAUUUCCCCAAUGGCGGACCGUUAUCAACCAGCACCCUCCUUGACCUCCGCGAUCAGCUCUUCCGCCGUCCCUCACAAACCCUUGAUCCUUUCGCGUCACCCCUUUUCUUUUUCCGCAGUAGUGGCAUCGCCAUUCCCGAACCAGGGACGGUCAUUACGUCCACAUCAUCAGACCCAACCGUUCCGUUUGGUGAUCCUUCAACUGCCCUUCCAUACCACAAUCGCAAAUCCCACAUGGUCUACCCUCCUACCGGAUCCGGUCUGCGGCUCCCCGACUUCUCUAUAACCGCCUCCGGCACCUCGCCGCUACGUGACCAAGCCGAGGAACUUGCCAAGCUUCUCCGCCGAAGCGUGACGAGGUCAGAGGUGAAGAGAAUGAAGACCGGGAGAGGCCUUGUGGAUGAUGUUCUGGAUGACGGGACGAUUCUCAAUCAUGCGGUCAUGAAGGCUGAGAAAAGAGUUUUACUAGAUGUGAGGGAACGUCCGCAGGGUUUGGGCAGAGACGAGACACUCUUGGUCGAGAAAGCUGCGUGGUUGAAGAAUGUGCUGACGGCUGCAUAAACACGCCCCGCAUUGCACGGAGUCAAAUGGUUGUCGUGGACAGUGAAAUCAGUCAAAUACUUUGUAGAGUAGUAAAUUCCCCGUUCGUACGCCAUUGCUCAUGCAAAAUUCGAUCAGAAAUCACCGAUCCACGC
Eremomyces bilateralis CBS 781.70 is the source of this 2361-nucleotide messenger RNA. RefSeq lists its product as uncharacterized. Gene Ontology annotation, molecular function: hydrolase activity. NCBI's taxonomy places the organism in Eukaryota, Fungi, Ascomycota, Dothideomycetes, Eremomycetales, Eremomycetaceae. The record is from RefSeq and is a predicted model, not a curated record. The transcript has 2 exons. Bases 458 to 2227 code for a protein of 589 amino acids.